AUGUCAGACGAAUCUAAACCUAUUGAAGAACCCCCAAUUGAAUCUAAGCCACAAGAGGAGCAAGAUACCGAAAAAGAAUCUCUUACCAACUCAGAAGAAUCCAAGAAAAGAGCUGUUGAACCAUCAACAGACAAAAAAAAGAAGAGGAGAAGAAGAAACUACGAUGAAGAGGACAAAGAGUUAGAAAAAGAAGAAGCCAAAGAAAAGAAUGCUAAAACCGAAAAUAAUGAAGAAGGCGAUGAUGAUGAAGAUGAUGAAGAUGAUGACUAUGAACAAGGGAAACUAGAAGAUGAGGAGGAAGAGGAAGAUGAAUUGUUGGAAAUUGAUGAAUCCAAUAUUAUAACUACUGGCAGAAGAACAAGGGGUAAAGUAAUUGACUUUACUAAAGCAGCUGAGGAGUUGGAUAAGGAACGUGGAGUAGUUGCAGAAGAGGACGAAGAAGAGGAGGAAGAAGAAGAAAAAGAAAACGAAGAUGAUGAUUUCAAAGAACAAGUUCAAAAUUAA
Messenger RNA from Candida albicans SC5314, 504 nucleotides. RefSeq lists its product as uncharacterized. NCBI's taxonomy places the organism in Eukaryota, Fungi, Ascomycota, Pichiomycetes, Serinales, Debaryomycetaceae. The transcript has a single exon. The record is from RefSeq and is a predicted model, not a curated record. The coding region runs from base 1 to 504 and encodes 167 amino acids.